AUGAGCUCGUACUUCUCCUCUCUAACAUCCUCCUCAUCCAUAUCCAAUGUCAUCGGUUCGCGGCUCAACAGCCUUCGUCGUGCCAUCACCGUAGGUGACGAAGCAGACGACCCGGAGAACGAAGACUGCUCACACAUCUCCAACGCGCUCCGCGCAUACUACCUUGAAAAGGGACGUCCAUUCCCCGCAUGGCUUCCUCCAGACCCAAAGGCGUCAUCGUCCUCAUCUUCCCGCGUCGUCGCGACUAGCCAGGGCCAAGCCUCCGGUGGUGCUUCCCAGGGCCGUGGUGGCGGUCUGGGUGAUCUGUGGGGUGAUUCGGGCUCACCUCAACCGCCACCUGCACAGACAGCUAGUCUACGCCGAGGUCGAGGCGCGGCUAGUGUUCCUCCACUUACAUCUAGCGCCAGUUCGCCUGCAGGGCCCGUGGGCUCGACUGGAUCGCCGCUCACACACGCCCAGUCAACCCCCGUCAUUCCAGGCUCUCUCCACCCUGCCGGAGCUCGACCCUUACCUAGUCAGCGAGCUGGAUCAUAUCAGUCAACCCAGACACGCAUGAACUCUGGGGGAUCAGGUGGUUCUGCGCAAGAACGACUGCGGGCGCGGUUGCAGGGAGGGCGGUCCCCUAGUCCUGCCAACCUUGAUCCUAGUGUUCGGAAGCCUGUGGGAGAACGCCGAUGGUAA
Molecule: messenger RNA, 681 nt
Organism: Penicillium longicatenatum
Lineage: Eukaryota; Fungi; Ascomycota; Eurotiomycetes; Eurotiales; Aspergillaceae
Exons: 1
Coding region: 1-681 (226 amino acids)
Source: RefSeq, a predicted model, not a curated record